Messenger RNA from Hydractinia symbiolongicarpus, 1654 nucleotides. Its product is annotated as ADP-dependent glucokinase-like. Gene Ontology annotation, biological process: glucose metabolic process. Gene Ontology annotation, molecular function: ADP-specific glucokinase activity. The transcript is spliced from 6 exons. Lineage: Eukaryota; Metazoa; Cnidaria; Hydrozoa; Anthoathecata; Hydractiniidae. Bases 71 to 1519 code for a protein of 482 amino acids. Gene Ontology annotation, cellular component: endoplasmic reticulum. The record is from RefSeq and is a predicted model, not a curated record.
GCGUGUUGCACACGUUUGGAAAAGAACUCCGAAUUUUUUUGAAUAGCAGAGGCAAUGUUUCAAAAGUAAGAUGGCUUCCUUCGUGGAACAUUUCGUGAUCACAUCUUUGAUUGCAUUGUUAAUAUACUCCAACAAAUCUUACAUCAAAAAUGUAUUUUUUACAAGAGAAGACAAUGCCAUGAUUGGGCUUGAAGAUGCUAUCAGUAACUCCACUUCUAAGUACAAAAAGGUUGCCGUGGGGGUGAAUGCAAAUGUGGACUUAAUUGUAUCUGCACUGAAAUUGUUCAGCGAACUAAAUAUAAAGCCAAGUUCUGGACCUCAAAACCAUGAUACAAUCUCUUCUCUGGAAGAUUUGGAGGAGUGCUUUCAGUUUUACUUUAAAAGAUGUGCAGCUGCUGAAAGAUUUGUUUCAUCAAAAGAAGUGUUUGACAAGAUUGUGGCAGCUGCCAAAAGAAUUUCAAAUGCACAAUAUGACGUGGGUGGUAAUGCAGCUUUAAUGGGGUUGAAGAUGAUAUACUCAAACUCGAAUAGUUCUAUUCUCCUUGGUGGACCAAUUGGACCAAAAUUAGAAGCAAUGCUUGACAAAAGAAUAGUCAUACCCAAAGCGUUGCGACAAGCCAGUGAUGAAUAUCAUUUGAUUUUAGAAUAUGGUAAAGAAGAGAAAUGGGGAGAGCAAAAAGCAUCGUGUGCCAACAGGUUUAUUAUUACACAUGAUUCUGCUAAUGGUCAGAUGACAGCAAUGGAGAAAUUUUUUGAUUCGUUAAUUGACUUUCAACCGGAACUAAUAGUCAUAUCUGGUCUUCACUUACUAGAAGGUCAAUCUGACAAGAUUCGACAAGAAAAGUUGAGUGAGUUGCGACAUCGUCUAGAAGCUAUCUCUGAGGAUACGCCCAUACAUUUAGAACUAGCUAGUAUGACGUCGGCAACGUUUAUGAAAGAUGUGGCGCAAACUAUUUUUCCAGUUGUAGAUUCGAUAGGUUUGAAUGAACAGGAGUUAGCAUUUUUGUCGACCUCACUUGAUGGUCCUGGUGGCAGUGAUGAAUUGGCGCAGUGGCCACCAGAAAUAGGACUCAUGGCUGAUUCACUCGACUGGUUGCUCCAAGUAUUUGGAAAAAACGAACGUUACGGCUCUGUUAGUUCCAGACUUACUCGGAUUCAUUUUCAUUGUUUAACAUAUCAUAUAAUAGCUGCGUUUCCUGAAUCAUGGAGCAAUAGUUUAGCCGCCACAGCUGCUGGUUCUAGGGCGGCGUCACGCCAAGCGUGCAACAAAGAACAUUUAGAUAGUAUCGAUGUAGAAUUAAGAACCCCUAAGGUAUUUGCUAGAUCCGUGAAAUUUUGGGAAUUGAGAAGGAAUCUUGUGAAACGAGAUAAAGCAAAUCCAGUGAUUUCUUGGGAACACAAUGGUGCGGAAUUUCAUUUUAGUGUUGUACUUGUCUGUAAACAUCCGAAAAGAACUGUUGGUUUAGGCGAUUGUAUUUCAGCAACAGGGUUGCAAUAUUCUGAUUUUUUAUUUAAAUAAUGCUGGUUGUUUUUUAUAUGUUUUUACGGUUCAAUAUUGUACAAUUGUUGUAGUUGUCGUUGUCUCGAUUUUUUUGUUUUUUAAUAAGUGAUGCAAACAAAUGCAUCGUGUUUCAUACACAUUAUGUUAUGAAAA